GGCAAGAAUCUUCACUGUCAAGUCUUGAGAAGAGGGGUCUUGGGUGACUCCUAUGUGUGUACUUCUUUCAUUGGGCUGUAUUCACACAAGUGCACGUAAGCUGUUCGAUGAAAUUCCUGAACUGUGUGUUGUCUCGUAUAAUGCUAUGCUUGAUGCUUGUGGGAAAAAUGGAGAUAUGGGUUUGGGGUUCUUGAUGUUUUCUCGCAUGCCUUAUAGAGAUGUUUAUUCAUGGACUAGUAUGAUUCAUGGGUACAUGAAGAACGGGUGCUCUGAAGUUGCUAUUAAGUUUUUCCAGAAAAUGAUGGUGCACGAGGAUGUGAAGCGCGGUCUAGUGAAGCCAAAUGAGGCUACGUUUGUUAGUGUUCUUUCUUCUUGCACGUUUUUGGAUUUUGGUGUGGCGUUAUAUCUAGGGAGGCAAGUACAUGCUUACAUGGUAAAGAAUGAGGAGUUGAGUGUCUUCAUGACGACCGCAUUGAUCGCGUUUUAUGGGAAGAUGGGUUGUUUGGUUUCUGCUUCAAAGAUAUUUGAUGCAAUGGUUAGCAAACAAGUUUUCUCUUGGAAUGCUAUGAUUUCUUCCCUAGCUUUGAAUGGAGGAGAGAAGCAUGCAUUAAUGAUGUAUGAGAAGGUGAGGGCAAAGGGGCUGCAACCAAAUGAGAUUACCUUCGUGGCUGUUCUAUCAGCUUGUGCGCGUGCCAAGCUUGUCGAUUUCGGUUUUAAAUUGUUUGAAGCAAUGUCACAUGAAUCUGAACUCGUAGCUAAGAUGGAACAUUAUGGUUGUGUGGUUGAUCUCUUAGGGAGAGCUGGGCUACUACAGGAAGCGUACGACUUCAUAAACAAGAUGCCUUUUGAAGCUGAUGCCACUGUCUUGGGGGCUCUGAUGAGUGCUUGUAGACUUCAUGGAGCUAUUGAAUUGGGAAAUGAAGUAGCAAAACUACUGCUUGAGUCACAACCGAAUCAUUCAGGGCGUUAUGUGCAACUCUCAAGCAUUUAUGCUGGCGCAGAGAGGUGGGAUCAUGCUGCUGCCUUGAGAAAAGCAAUGUUAGAUACUGGAAUACACAAGGUUCCAUCCCACAGUUUUAUUUAGUUGAGCUUAUAACUACCACAGCUUGGUGAUGGAAUCUCGACUCAUCAAAAUCAGUUAAGUCUUCCUAAAUGAAGUGUCAAAAUCAGUUAGUUGAUCACGAUAAGCAUCACCUAUAGGCAAGCGGUUCUGCUUGAUUUCUUCCUAAAUGAAGUGUCAAAUCCAUAUGGAUUUCGAUCACUAGAAAUUCUAUCACUCAAUUGUGUGUUCAUGUCUAAUCUUACUUGAGGCUUUAAACAUUGUUGUAGGUCUCUAUGAAAGUUGUUGUUUGGGGCUGAUGCAUAGUUGUUGUAUAGCAGUGAUAUCUAAGGCAGCUUGUGUUCUGCUCUAUUAAUUCAAUUGGUUUCCAAGGUUGUUUC
Molecule: messenger RNA, 1440 nt
Organism: Solanum dulcamara
Lineage: Eukaryota; Viridiplantae; Streptophyta; Magnoliopsida; Solanales; Solanaceae
Product: putative pentatricopeptide repeat-containing protein At1g10330
Exons: 1
Coding region: 53-1084 (343 amino acids)
Biological process (GO): RNA modification
Molecular function (GO): protein binding; RNA binding
Source: RefSeq, a predicted model, not a curated record